This is a messenger RNA of Prorocentrum cordatum, 1044 nucleotides long. The record is from the annotation of a GenBank genome assembly. NCBI's taxonomy places the organism in Eukaryota, Dinophyceae, Prorocentrales, Prorocentraceae.
AUGGCGGUCGUCCUUCGGACUCCUGCUGUGGGCCACGACAGGCGUGAGCGAUCCAGAUCCCCGCCCCACAUUGUGAACAAUCACGACAAGGAUCCCCAACUUGAUGCCGUCAUCACUUGUAGUAGCGUGCUAGACUGGCUGAAGCCGGAGUGCGACGCGUUCCGGGGUAUGGUUGUUCCCAGGUCGCAGACAUGGGACCAUGCCCAGCACUUUCUCGACCGGCUGUACAGCAGAGUUGUGAACUUUGGAGUAGUUGACGAAUCCGAGAGUCUCAUGGAGAUCGUUCCGCUUUUCGACGGCGCGUCGGAGUCGAAGCUGGGCGUCCAGCUUGACGCUGCAGCACAGCGUCUGCUGUCGCCGCUGGUCCAACACGGGCUUCCCGCCGACCUGGCGGCCCAGAUUCGGAUGGACGUAGCCGAGGCGGGCCCGGUAGUUGCCAGGCUUCUGCCAAACGCCGCUGAGCUCAUGCUCAAGCUGGAACUGACCAGGGAGAACAUCUGCGGCCGGUGGCACAUGGACAACUACGUGGGCCGCGCAAUCGUGUCGUACAACUGCGCCGCGACAGUGCAUGUGCACGACGACUUCGUGGAUUUCGAAAGAUUCGAGAUCGAUCGAACAGAUAUCUGCAGAGGGCCCAACGAGUACGUGAUCAGAGCUCGCAAGGCAAUUCGCAGCGCCGGAGUUGGCAACAUUCUCUUCAUUAAAGGCAUGCUCUUUCCAUCCAGGGUUAAUGGAUUGGUGCACGAGGCGCCUGACAAACUGCACCGUCACGAUUGCAGCGUUGCCACCAGGCUCAUUCUGAAGGCCGACGAGUGGGCGGCGCAGGGGACGACGCUGUUCAUCACCGUGGACAGGGCCGUCGGCGGCAUGAUGCUCCUGGAGGACACCGUUCGGGGCGACGCGCGGGCCGCCGUGGCGCAGCUGAAGGCCCUAGGCGUCCAGCCCGCGUUGCUCACCGGAGACAACGAGGAGGCGGGGAGACGAGCUGCUGCCGCCGCCGGGAUCGAGACGGUCCAUGCCCGUGGUCGCGCGGGCCAUCUCUGA